AUGGAGGCCAUCAAGGCCGACGCGGACCGCAUCGCAAACGACAUCAGCGGCAUGAUGGGCAAGCCCGUCGCGCACGCACGGGGCGAGAUCGGCGGCAUGAUGGAGCGCUGCGAGAUGAUGAUGGCGCUCGCGCCCAAGGCCCUGGCGCCCGACGUGCUCCCGGCGAAGGACAACUUCGUGCGCACCAUCGAGAAGGACCCCGUCGGCGUCGUGCUCUGCAUCGCGCCCUGGAACUACCCGCUUCUGACGACGGUGAACUGCGUGGUCCCGGCCGUCCUCGCGGGCAACGCCGUGGCCAUCAAGCACUCGCCGCGCACGCCCCUCUGCGCCGACGCCUUCGAGCGCGCCUUCCUCGCCGCGGGCGCGCCCGAGGGGCUCGUGACCGCGCUGCACUGCGGCCACGGCGAGGUCGAGGACGUCAUCGCGCGCGAGGCCGUGGGCUUCGUGUCCUUCACGGGGAGCGUCCGCGGCGGCCGCGAGGUCUACGGCGCCGUCGCGAAGCACCGCUUCAUCGACGCGACGCUCGAGCUCGGCGGCAAGGACCCGGCGUACGUCGCCGAGGACGCGGACGUCGCCGCGGCGGCCGCGGGGCUCGUCGACGGCGCGAUGUGGAACGCGGGCCAGUCCUGCUGCGGCAUCGAGCGCGUCUACGUCCACGAGUCCAACUACGACGAGUUCCUGGCGGCGGCCAAGGCCGAGGUCGACGCGUUCGUGCUCGGCGACCCGGCCGCCGCGGCGACGUCGAUGGGGCCCCUCGCGCUGCCGGGCGCGCCGGCCUUCCUCCAGGGCCAGGUCGACGACGCCGUCGCCAAGGGCGCGACGCUCCUCGCCGGCGGCGCGGCGGGGCCCGACGCCUCGGGCAAGGGCCGCUUCUUCACGCCAACGCUCCUCGGCGACUGCGACCACGCCAUGUCGCUCAUGGUCGACGAGUCCUUCGGCCCCGUGCUCGGCGUCGCCAAGGUCGCCGGCGACGACGACGCCGUCGAGCUCAUGAACGACAGCGCCUACGGCCUGAGCGCCUGCGUCUUCACCAAGGACCACGACCGCGCGCUCGCCCUGUCGAAGCGCGUCGCCACGGGCACGUUCUUCCAGAACCGGUGCGACUACCUCGACCCGGCCCUCCCCUGGACGGGGGUCAAGAACACGGGCAAGGGCGUCUCCCUCUCCGAGCACGGCUUCCGCGGCGUCACGCGCCUCCGCAACUUCCACGCGAAGCUCGACGCGUCGGCCUAG
This is a messenger RNA of Aureococcus anophagefferens, 1233 nucleotides long. RefSeq lists its product as hypothetical. The transcript has a single exon. NCBI's taxonomy places the organism in Eukaryota, Pelagophyceae, Pelagomonadales, Pelagomonadaceae. Gene Ontology annotation, molecular function: aldehyde dehydrogenase (NAD+) activity. Bases 1 to 1233 code for a protein of 410 amino acids. The record is from RefSeq and is a predicted model, not a curated record.